AUGGGUAACGGAGCCAAGGCACAGCAGAAGCGCGACCGCAAGGGCGCCGACGGGCCCAAGGAGGCUAAGUCGCAGCUGAAAUCCAACUCCGCCGCCCAGACUGUCAAGUGCAAGACCUGCUUCCAGACUUUCCAGAGCACCACAAACCGCAAGCUGCUCACUGAACACGCCUCGAACAAGCACAGCAAGCAGUUUGCUGAUUGCUUUAAUGCCGAAGACGGUGUUGCGAAAUAA
Messenger RNA from Didymella exigua CBS 183.55, 234 nucleotides. Its product is annotated as DUF1909-domain-containing protein. The record is from RefSeq and is a predicted model, not a curated record. The transcript is spliced from 3 exons. Lineage: Eukaryota; Fungi; Ascomycota; Dothideomycetes; Pleosporales; Didymellaceae. Bases 1 to 234 code for a protein of 77 amino acids.